This is a messenger RNA of Neurospora hispaniola, 974 nucleotides long. RefSeq lists its product as uncharacterized. NCBI's taxonomy places the organism in Eukaryota, Fungi, Ascomycota, Sordariomycetes, Sordariales, Sordariaceae. The record is from RefSeq and is a predicted model, not a curated record. The transcript has a single exon. Bases 92 to 625 code for a protein of 177 amino acids.
AGGUGUUUCUGCCAUGUCCCGACCAAGACCGGCUACUUCCCCCUUGGCUCUGGCGUCUAUGCGAUCCUAGGUAUCCCACGCGAAACGAUACAUGCAACGCAUCAAGCGUCUCCUGCCAGUGCCUGUGCCGUCUCCUGCUCCGGCCCCUGUCCGGCCCAUUGGCGCCUCUGAUUCGCCGACGACUGCCUCGCGGCACCAUCCAGUGCCAUCUCCCCUCCCUGCCAGAGUGCCAGAUCCCAUGCUUCGAGUGGGCGACUACCUCGUCCGCACAAUCUCCCGCGUUCUCGUCCUGGUCCAGUCGUUCCAGUGUCUCGGUCCCGCUGAGCCAUCCUCCUCGUCGAGUCUCUGCCGUCUUUCUCGUCUCCGUCCUUCAGGCCUCGUCUCACCAAUCGCUUCCUAUCUUCUUCUCCUCCUCCUCCUUCUCCUCUCGUUCUUUUCGCUUUUUUGCCCGUCUGGGAUCCGGCUUGUGGUGCUCGACUCUUCUAGUCCUGGGAGCUCAGUGAGGACGACCAAAAGUUUGCUACGAGACCUUGCCUUGUCUCACGCUGAUGAACCCAUGAAAUAUCUCCUUGCAUCUGCUUGUACGACGACGACAACGACGACGACGCUAGCACAGAAGCAUUAAUCUGCCAGGGGCUUGCAAGUACCACCAGAUUCUCGCCAGAGUGGAAACCGACCAGAUUCAGUCCAAGAGUCCGCUUCAUAUCCCCCGACCCUGCGACACACAGUCACGGGCUCUCGUUUCUUCCCGCGACACAACCUGAUCCGGCCAACUGCGAAAGGCUCUCUGUUUCCAUCUGUUCUCUCGGAAACAUCCAACAGGUGUUCCGUCAAUCAAUAAUUCUCCUUUGAUCCGACAAGGGCCGGCCCUCUUGGACUUCCAGAACGCGUACUCAUCAUUCACUCAUUGUUCUCAACCUUCUCUUUGAUUAGAGAUUUACUCAGCAUCAUCAACUGUCACUCAUUUUCUUUCA